AUGGUUUCUCGCCUUCCACCAGAAAUUCUGCAGGACAUUUUCAAGUACAAUCUAUGUACCAAAGGCCCAAUAUUUAGAAGUUUGAAAAAAUCUUGUCUUCUGGUUAAUCGUUAUUGGUGCCACAAUGCCGUCUCGAUAAUAUGGGAGGAACCGUUAAAUGUUUGCGCAAGAUCGAAUUUCCCGGCAGAGGAUUCAAAAGAUGAUAUCAUACAAGUUUACAUCAAAAACCUUCCCCGAGAAUCCAAGGCCUUAUUAAGGGACGCCGGAAUAAUUUCUCCGGCACUAUCGGAGCAAUCAAGUACUGCCAUUAACUACGCAUCAUUCUUACAAAGGAUUGAACUACAAGGUCUUCACGAGGUUUCCACGUGUUGGGCGAUAGGGUCAAAGUGUUACAGUUCGAGUAAAUAUAAGGAAACUCAAGGGAGACGAUUGCUACUAUAUCGAGAACUAUGCAAAUUAUUUAUUUCGCAAAGUCCAAAUCUCAAAUUUAGCAUUACCCUGGAUUGCAUCAAGUGGAAUGAAUUCUCACACUUUCAACAAUUAUCCAACAUCAUUCCACCAAAUUCUACUUUGGAGAAACUAAUCUGUUACACCGGUCACAUAAAGGAAAUAUAUGAAUCAAUAGGUAGGAUGUUCACCGAGAUCAAGGAUUUAAGUGUAAACUGCAACGGUGAUGAUAAUUCGGGGCUGAACUCGUUAAUAGAUCAAAUGCGUGAGACCGCUUGGUCGUUGACAAUCUCCGGCACCCGCAGAUUACCCAUCACCGACUCUUUUAGAAAAAAGAUUCGUCUAUUGACUUCUUUGAAAAUUUACAGUGAAUCGGAAUUGGUCCCAUUGGAGGUUUUUCUUGAAUGUCAGUUUCUGAAGAUCUUAACUGUCGACGGAAGGUCCGUGGACCCUUCGUCCGUUUUCAACAUAAUCAACAGCACGCAUAAAACAAUCCAGUCUUUAUCCAUCAUUUGGUACAAGGAAACUAAUUUGGCGAAAACCAAGGAUCACUAUUUACUCUUGUCCUCCAUUCCCCAAAACUGUCCACAUCUCAAGAAACUCUUUAUUCCUUUUACCUACGCCACGUUGCAUCUAAUAAUUGAAAUACUGAAUGCUUGCAACACGUUAAGAUAUGUAAAGCUAAUGUGGCACGAUUAUCCCGUUAUAUCAAAAUCCGAUUUAUUUGUGUGGAUGGAGAAUUUGGGAAAAUCUAUUCCCUCAUCACUACAAUCUCUUCGCAUCGAUGGGUACAUGGGAUUGAGUGUCGAAGCUGUUGAUAGAUUUCUCGAUCAAUGUUUCUGGAGAGAGGUUAGAUCUCUGAAGUUGGAGAUUGAUGAUUGGGUGUCGCCGGAUUACUACAUGGAGGAUGGGGUUGAUAUGUCUGAGAGGCAUUCUAAGAUGCUUGAAAAACACAUCUCCCUGGGAACUUUACACGAGAGCUCUAGAUGA
Messenger RNA from Acaulospora morrowiae, 1437 nucleotides. Lineage: Eukaryota; Fungi; Glomeromycota; Glomeromycetes; Diversisporales; Acaulosporaceae. The record is from the annotation of a GenBank genome assembly.